Molecule: messenger RNA, 625 nt
Organism: Syngnathoides biaculeatus (alligator pipefish)
Lineage: Eukaryota; Metazoa; Chordata; Actinopteri; Syngnathiformes; Syngnathidae
Gene: rps18
Product: ribosomal protein S18
Exons: 6
Coding region: 126-584 (152 amino acids)
Biological process (GO): translation
Cellular component (GO): ribosome; small ribosomal subunit; cytosol
Molecular function (GO): RNA binding; structural constituent of ribosome
Source: RefSeq, a predicted model, not a curated record
AAAAUAGUCACAAGAAAAGAAAAAAAGUCCUCGGCCGACUAGAAUUGGAUCAACUUCCGCUCUAAGUGUGGUCAAAGUAUCGCGAGACUACGUCGCUUCCUCUUUGCGCGGAACCAGCUUCCAAGAUGUCUCUGGUCAUCCCUGAGAAGUUCCAGCACAUUCUUCGUGUUUUGAACACAAACAUCGAUGGGAGGAGGAAGAUUGCCUUUGCUAUCACUGCCAUCAAGGGGGUGGGCAGACGCUACGCCCACGUGGUUCUGAGGAAGGCCGACAUCGACCUCAACAAGCGGGCCGGCGAGCUGACGGAAGACGAGGUGGAGCGCGUGGUGACCAUCAUGCAGAAUCCUCGCCAGUACAAAAUCCCGGACUGGUUCCUCAACAGGCAGAAGGACGUCAAGGAUGGGAAAUUCAGUCAGGUGUUGGCCAACGGCCUGGACAACAAGCUGAGAGAAGACCUGGAGAGGCUGAAGAAGAUCCGAGCUCACCGCGGGCUCCGACACUUUUGGGGCUUGCGCGUGCGCGGUCAGCACACGAAGACCACCGGCCGCCGCGGUCGCACCGUGGGAGUCUCCAAGAAGAAGUAAAAUUGCAUCCUUUUCUUUGAAUAAACCAACCCAGAAUCUUG